UGCUGUUGUUGCUCCCUGAGGAGAGAGAGGGGGGGAAACCUCACAGAAACACCGCUAAACUCAACCAGUAAACCUUGUUAACAUUCCCCCAAAGCGUCGGGCCGUCGACAUGGCUCUACAAGGCCCGGAGGAGCUGGGGGAGCAGGUGGAGGAGCCGGAGGAGCUGGAGGACGCUAGUAGCAUCUCUCCGGCCGAGGAGAUAACGUUGCCCGCCGGGCCCGGAGGAGACGAGGAUCCGCCGGAGGAGGAGGCUCUGCUGCUGCCCUGGGACCGCUUCUCCGCCUGGCUGCACUGCAUCUGUGUGGUGGGCUUCGACCUGGAGCUGGGGCAGGCGGUGGAGGUUAUUUAUCCGCAUCAUUCCAAACUAUCGGAGAAAGAGAAAACAAGCAUCUGCUACCUUUCCUUUCCUGACUCCAACUCAG
Messenger RNA from Scomber japonicus (chub mackerel), 422 nucleotides. RefSeq names its product protein DENND6A-like. The annotation marks the transcript as partial. NCBI's taxonomy places the organism in Eukaryota, Metazoa, Chordata, Actinopteri, Scombriformes, Scombridae. The record is from RefSeq and is a predicted model, not a curated record. Gene Ontology annotation, molecular function: guanyl-nucleotide exchange factor activity. Gene Ontology annotation, cellular component: recycling endosome. The transcript has 3 exons.